Rotaria sordida is the source of this 1263-nucleotide messenger RNA. The record is from the annotation of a GenBank genome assembly. NCBI's taxonomy places the organism in Eukaryota, Metazoa, Rotifera, Eurotatoria, Philodinida, Philodinidae.
AUGCCAUUUGGACAUGUUUCUGUUAUAGUUGAUGUUUUAAAUGAUUCAAUUCGUGUUGCUGAACAAAAUUUUCAUGCAUAUUAUUGGUCGAGUAAUUAUUCUCGACAAAUUCCAUAUAUAAUGAAAAAUGGUAGUUAUUAUAUUAUGGAUAAUUAUAAUAUUUAUGGUUGGAUGUCAGUUGAAGAUAGUAAUCAAACUUAUCCAUUAAAUCAAUCAACUAUAGAUAAAAUCCUUCGAAAGAAUAUAUCAUUUCCUGAUUUUAUUUGUUCAAAAAAAUUAGAAAAUAUGUCACAAUUAGCGAAUAAACUUCUAGAAUUGUCAAUUCUAAUAAGUAAAUUUUAUUUAAUAUUGAUAUAUCUAAUUGGUCUAUUGGGUAAUAUAUGUAAUAUAAUUGUAUUUUGUCGAGAUUCGAUGAGAUUAAAUUCGUGUUCAUGGUAUUUCUUAACGAUAUCAAUAUUCAAUAUAAUUAUAUUGACAGUUGGUUGUCUUUUUCGAAUUAUAAAUUAUUUUCUUGGAUAUGAUAUAUCAAUAAUUGAAAUAGGUUUUUGUAAAUUUCGUGCUUAUAUAGUCAUUAUUGGUUAUAUUCUUUCACGUUAUUUUUUAUGUUUAAUAUCGAUUGAUCGAUGGAUGAUAACAUCAAAAAAUGUAUUUAUUCGUCGUCAAUGUACUCGAAAAAAAGCUCAAUUAGUUAUCAUAAUAAGUAUAAUAUUCUGGUUUUUAAUCGAAAUAUUUAUUCCAAUUGGAUUUAAUAUUCAAGGAAAUAAUUGUGUACCAUCAACAGAUCCAUUUUAUUUAUUCAUGUAUCGAAUUAUUGAUUUAUUAUGUACUUUAUUUCCUUUUUUUAUCUUAAUUAUAUUUAGUUUUUUAACAUUACAUAAUAUAUUAAAAAGAAGAAUUAUUCCAAUUGAUGGUCAUACUCUUGCCACUAUUUCUGUAUCUGGAAAUAAUAAUCGUCAUUAUCGAACAUAUACAAAUAAAGAUUAUCAUUUAAUUCGAUUAUGUUUUAGUCAAGUGAUUGUUUUUAUUAUAUUAAAUAUUCCAGGUGCAUUAUUUAGUUUAUAUAUGUUUAUAACACGAACAAAUAUAAAAACUAUCGAUCAUUUAACUAUUGAUUCAUUUCUUAAUAUAAUUGCAACCAAUCUUGCUUACACUCAUUGUGCAUUGACAUUUUAUUUAUAUACAUUAACAUCGAAAGAAUUUCGCAAACAAUGUUCCUUAACUUUUCGUUAUAUUCAACGACGAUUUAUUAUUCGAUUUCAAUAA